UGUGCUCCUCAAUAGACUUCCAGGAUGAACUAGCCGUCCUUCCAGAGGUUCCUCCUCUUCUCUGACCAGUCGUCUAGCAUCCGUUGUCCCCGACGUCGACUCCUUCGACUAGCUCCGUUUUGUACUUUAGUGUCCCAUCAAACAAAUUCUUACCAUGGAAGAUCUCGACAAGGAACAACUGGCCAUGCUGCGGAAGGUGUUCGACAGCUUCGACCACAACAAGAAGGGCAGCAUCCCUUCCUCUAUGGUCAGGACGAUUUUCACAGUGAUGGGCCACCGAGUUGACGAUCGACAGCUCAGGGCCAUCAUCGCCGAAGUAGAUGCCGACGGCUCCGGAGAAUUGGAAUUCUCCGAAUUCGUUACUUUGGCCGCGCAGUUUCUCGUCGAAGAAGAUGCGGAAGAGAUGCAGAACGAGUUAAAAGAAGCUUUCCGUCUUUACGACAAAGAAGGCAACGGAUACAUCACCACUUCCGUACUGCGGGAAAUUCUUCACGAGCUCGAUGACAAGCUAACGCCUGACGAUUUGGACGGAAUCAUCGCUGAAAUCGACGAGGACGGCUCAGGCACCAUCGAUUUCGACGAGUUCAUGGAAAUGAUGACUGGUGAAUAGGCCUAUCACCGUUUUAAAGAAAUACAUCCUUCAAAUCGAAACAACUAUCAUAUUUGUUUCGGAAUCUUUUGAUUUGAUUGCAAUUUUUCUGCCGAACUUUUUGGGUUUGAAAGCUUUUACUCCUUUUUUUUGGUAUUUUCCCCACCACAUUAUAUACAAUGAAGUUGUUUACUGACAGCUGUUUGUAUAUUAUACACACGUGAAAUGGG
Molecule: messenger RNA, 819 nt
Organism: Daphnia carinata
Lineage: Eukaryota; Metazoa; Arthropoda; Branchiopoda; Diplostraca; Daphniidae
Product: troponin C, isoallergen Bla g 6.0101-like
Exons: 6
Coding region: 155-610 (151 amino acids)
Molecular function (GO): enzyme regulator activity; calcium ion binding
Source: RefSeq, a predicted model, not a curated record